AGCGCGAUCGUGAAUCCUAUCUCAACGCAAAUUGUUAGAAAUGAGCAAAUUCGUGGCGUAUUUUCUACACUUGCUGAUCCUAACAGCAUAUGCUGAAGGUAGGUUUCUUUUAACUUAAUAUCAAAAAAUUUUUGGAUGAAAUUAUCAUGUAAGUUGAUGAUCGAAAGUCUUAGGAGAAAAACCCUAAAUUGAUUCUUACGGCAAGAAGAUUGAGAGAAAAAUGUUCUUUAUAUGCAAAGAAAACUCAAAUGGUAAACGGACCGUAAAAUAAGCCCCUCCACGUAUAAGCCCUCCAAACUCGUAACGCAAAAAACCCUCUGAUAAAUCGCCCCUCCAAAUACGAGCCCACGGCGGCUUGUACUCGGAAACUGCCCUCAAAUUCAAAGUGAAACAAAGCAAAAACUGUAGAGUGACACAUAAAUUGUUGCAUUUGCAAAAGAGCUAUUUAGGAGUGCCAAAACAGAAUUAAAAGUGUCGCAGUAUAUGUUGCCGUUUGCGGAUCUUGGCUUGGAUUAUAGACAAAGUACUUGCAUGGCUGACCCCGAGUUUCAGUAAAAACUUGCUGCAAAUUACCUUAUAUACAUGAAAUUUUCGGGACUUUUUUAAAAUCGCGAAAUUAAAGUGACGCGAACAAUAAGUGUCGCGAACAUAACAUGACGCGAAAAUUAAGUGAAUAAUGCUAAUGAUGAAGAAAAGACCAAUUUGCACAAACGGCUAGGGACAUCAUGGCCAAUUGACUAAAAUUAACGUUCGAACAAGCGUAAAAUUCGUGUGGAAAUUGUUAGAACUUUGAUGUUACUGUUCUCAUAUAGACCUGUCCCUGCAUCUCUUGUUAUAAAUUUUGACGUUAUUGUAAAUGAGGUUGUUCUAUUUGCUUCAAGUACAAAAAUUUCGCAAAGUCGCGAAAUUUAAAUCGUGAAAUUAACGUGUCGCGAAAAUUUCUUGAAUGAGGUAUACACAUCCGAGUUCCAGUUGCGGCUAAAAUGAAACGGAUAUGAAUCUUUUUAUAUAGAGUGGUUUUCGUUUGAGUGUCGUAAAACCAAAACCAAAGUAAUUACUCUGGCCAAUCACAUAGGACACAGACAAUACAUUGAACCAAUCAAAACUCGAAGUAAUUACAUGUGGCUGACGCAAAGCGCGGGAAAAUGCAUGCGAGCGCGUCACAAUUGGCUUUGGUUUUACUUCUGAUUGGAUGAAAAGGUGGCGCGAAUCUUUUAAGCCAAUCGCAUCGUGUAGAAAGUGCAACACCAAUUACUUUUCGACACUCAAAUGAAAACCGCUCUAGCCCCUGUUGAAGUUUUGUGUUGCAAACCGAAAUACCUCAAAGGUCCUUUUUGAGGGGCUUCUUUUGGUGGGGCUUAUAAUCGGAGGGGCUUAUAUACGGAGCGAAAUUUGAGUUUCAAACUCGGCUAGGCUUGUACUGGGCGGGAAAUAUGCAUCUCAAAAUCAAUUGGGCUAGCUUAUAGUUGGAAGAAAAUUUACGUCGUACAUUCAGUUUUCUUCAUGGCAUCACCAAAAGCAAUGCGAGUACUCGGAAAGAGCCCCCACCUCGCACUCAAGAUUAAAAUCAUAUUUCAGCGCGAUACAUCACGUUCAUGCUUGCGCGUGUAGAAAAUCGCCUCUAUCCUGCGUGCUGCUAGCCUGCGAGAUUAUCCGUUUUUUUGGCUCUAGUUUCUGGUUUCACCCGCCGAGUAAAACUAGAGACUAGAGCCAAAAAACCGGAUGCUCCCGCAGGCUAGCGUGUUGCGUUUACUUGCAGGAACUUUUCGCGCGCUCACGUGCUUCACGCGCCCAACUCCAGCCCUCAGGGCAGGAAAAAAGGUGGUAAGAUGCAUAAUAGCGAGUAUUUUAUAAUUUUUGCACAAAUCUGCCAGAAUUAAAUAAACUAACCUAAACUAAACAUCCAAAUUCUUUUCACAAAUAAAGGAACAAUAUGCACUUCACCAUGGCAACUGGCAUAUCACAAUGACGUCAGUGGAAAGGCCGUCUCAGGAUCUAAGGCUUCUUUGGAAGCUGCUGUGUUAUCAGGAGCACGUGUACGUGUGGUGAUUGGAGCGUCUUACAGCGCUGAGGCUGACAAUGUGCAAAUAAGCAACAAUCAGGUCUUUGCUCAAUUACUGAAUCAUGUCAGCAAAGCUUCAUGGGACAAGUUUCAAAACAAUGCCUAUUGGUGGUGGGUCAUUGUGUCAACUGAUGGACUGAUGCAGAUGACCAGGUAUAAUGUGGGCUCAAAUACACACCGUGGAACCAACAGCGCUAAAAGAAACAUCAAAUGGUAUGUGCAGACACCGGGUUUUAUCCCCAAACCAACAUACUCGCAUCAAGCCAAUGGACAUAAAGUUCAGGGAAGCUUCAAUCUCCUUAAGAGCAGCGUUCAGAACGGUGAGGAAAUCCGAUGCGUGAAUGACAGGCGUUACUCUUUCCCUCUCCAGAAUGUUGUCAUUAAAAGUCAAUAUCCUGAGUUAGUUGCAGGACAAACUUUGGAUCAUAUAGCUUCUGGCACAAAGUUUCUAGUGAGUAAUACCUACUGGUGGUUUAUUAUGGUGAAUUCUCGUGGAGCACGUGACAUGUCACGCUGGACUGUUGGGGCUCACCAGUCACGAGGUCACACCAAAGACACCACAGCAAUUGACUGGUUUGCAGAUGGCUGCUGGAAAGAGGUCUACUCUCAUGAUGCCAAAGGGCAACAGAUAUCUGGAUCACUCUACUUGUUGACAUCAGCUAUAUUGUCAGGGCGACGUGUUCGUUUCCAGGUCCCUACCUGGAAUUACUACACUGAUGAGGCUGACAAUCUGUCAAUACGUAAUGGUCACGUGACAGCCCAAGCACUUAAACACGUCAGCAAAGCUGACUUUACCAGAUUCAAGAGUGAUGCCUACUGGUACUGGUUAAUGGUUUCUACCACAGGGACUGUUCGCGCCACAAGGUACAAUGUUGGGGAACACAAGCACCGUGGAGAUUCUACAUACAAGCUGAAAGUGAAGUGGUUUGUUGACACCAGACCAUGGAAUAACAUUCUAUCCAAUGACCAGUCAGGAAAGGUGCUAAGCGGCUGUCGUGAUGCUUUGGUACAGGCUGUAAGAGCUGGAGCAGAUGUGAGAUGUGUACAAGGUGAUGAAGUGCAAGGUUAUGCAUACAAGGCUCAAAACCUGGCCGUGUCGCCAGAUGAACAACAAGUCGCUGCCCAAGCUGUUAGCCAUGUCAGUAUGACAUCAGCACCUAAUCCUAAUGAGGUAAUGAUUCAGCCUAAUGCCUAUUGGUGGUUCACUAUCGUGUCCACUACUGGCCUGAGAGAGAUGUCUCGCUGGUCUGUUGGUGCACAUGUAGAUCGUGGGCAUACUGCUGACAGAGUUGGCCAGAAGUGGUUUGUGAACAAUUAACUACAACAACACUUCUCACCAGUGCCAAAGCAAAAUUAGUCACUCAGUUAUAGUGGGAAAUUUUAAUGGUUUAUAAAUUAGAAAAAUAACUGUUAAUUGUUAAUUGAGCAAAAAAA
Messenger RNA from Porites evermanni, 3496 nucleotides. Lineage: Eukaryota; Metazoa; Cnidaria; Anthozoa; Scleractinia; Poritidae. The record is from the annotation of a GenBank genome assembly.